This is a messenger RNA of Brassica napus (rape), 1700 nucleotides long. Its product is annotated as F-box/kelch-repeat protein At4g39560-like. The transcript has a single exon. The record is from RefSeq and is a predicted model, not a curated record. Gene Ontology annotation, molecular function: protein binding. The coding region runs from base 27 to 1082 and encodes 351 amino acids. Lineage: Eukaryota; Viridiplantae; Streptophyta; Magnoliopsida; Brassicales; Brassicaceae.
CCCUGUAGCCACCACCUGUCAAGAAGAUGAAAGUGUCUCCGUCGUCUGGGUUAUGCUCGCUGCCAGAUGACGUGGCAGUUACUUGCCUGGCUCAGAUCUCGGGAUUUGACCUAGCGGCCUUAGCUACCGCCUCAAAGAGCCACCGCGCUCUCGUAUCUUCCCCUGAGCUCUCGGAACUGAGACGGCGGAUGGGUUGCACCGAGACGUGUCUCUACGUAUGCAUGCGCAUCUCUGGUGGUAACCCACGUUGGUUCGUCCUCAACCCUCACCAUCGCCGCCUGAACCCUAACCAGGCUCCGGAGUCAUCCUCUUUCGUGGCGGUGGACGGAGGCAUCUAUGUCUUGGGCGGACUCAUAAACUGCCGUCUCACUAGUGAUGUCUGGUUCCUCGACUGUUUCUAUCACACGUGGAACCGUGUCCCGUCGAUGAAGAGGCCUCGUGUUUAUGCAUCCGCGAACCUCGUCGACGGGAAGAUAUACGUUUGUGGUGGGUGUAGAGAGGAAGCUGAUUCCACAAACUGGGCAGAGGUUUUCGAUCUACAGACUCAAACUUGGGGUACCUGGUUUCUCCCCAAGAUAAAAAGCAGGAUCUGGCAUAGUGUGGUGAUCGAGGAGGAGAAGAAGGUUUACGGGGUUGACGUGGAGGGUGAUAGCUUCCACUUGUUGCCAAGUAAGCGUAUGUUUUUUUGGAGACCAGACCUAAGAAGAGACUUUUUUUCACGAAACAAGGACGAUUGUUGUGCUAUAGGGAAGCUUUUAUUCUGUCGUGCUCCUUUCGAGACGAUACUGUGGUGUGAUCCUGAUGAGUUGCGUUGGAAGCAAGUCAAGGGUUUGGAAGAGCAUUGUGAUAAUAUUGAUAUAUGCAGACUCUGCACCAACUCUGCUGGUAACAUUGUCAUCUUCUGGAUCAGCUCUCUUGUUCGUCAGACUUGGCUUUGUUCUGCCGAGAUUUCCUUAAGGAGGAAAGGAGGCGAGAUUUGGGGUAAGGUCGAAUGGUCCGAUACUGUCUUCAAACUUGAUGAUAUUCUCUCAUCUGGUUUUAAAGUCUUAUACUCUGCUUCUGUUCUUGUUUCUCCUAAAUGAAUCAGUUGUUUUCAUUAUCGUUGGUCUCUUAUUGAACUCAGUUAUAUUGGCUUUAAUUGGUGUUUUUUUCCUUCUUAAAGCUGGUUUGUAUCAUUAAAAGAACAACCACUGGAUCGAGUUUCAGACAGAACUAUACUCUUUUUGUUUCAUUUUAAUUAUCGUUUUUGACUUGGACACAAAUAAUUAAGAAAAUAUUUAAUUUUGUAUAUUUAUUAAACAAAAACAUCAUUACCAAUACACUUAACCACAUUUCAACUAAUAGAAAUAUAGAAUGAAAUAUGAAAUCAAUAAAUUUUGCAUUGAAAUUAUUAAACAACACUUAUUUUAAAACCAAAAUUUUACUCUCCAACGACUACAAAAGUGUAACAGAGGAACCGAGGAAGUAUAGGACCUGAGCAAAUACAUAAAGCCCCAAAAAAAAUAAAAAAACAGAGCUGGUAUAUCAUGGAAGACAUGUGUCUUCAACUAGAGGUGAACUAGAACUUGACUUCUUCACCAGUGUCUCUGUUUCCUUAGCUUUCAUUCCAGUACGACUUUUGUUGCCAUUCACAACAUAUAAGUAUUGAGUAUUGUUUGAUCUUUUCUAGAAGGUGACCAUUGGUUAAGGGGGGGGGGUAA